CCCGCCUGCCCGCGCCUCUUUCGCCGCCGCCGCUGCUGCCGUUGCUGCUGCCGCCGCCGCCGCCGCCGCCCGAGACUCGCGCAGAGCAGUUAUGGCGGAUCCCGCAGCGCCCGCGCCCGCAGUCCCGGCUCCCGCCCAGGUCCCGGACACGGCCCCGGACGAGACCUCGGCCCCGGACGCAGCCCCCGCCCCGGCCCCGGCGCCGGCGCCCGCCCCGGACUCGGCCUCCGGGCCGUCCUCGGACUCCGGUCCCGAAGCCGGCUCUCAGCGGCUGCUGUUCUCUCACGACCUGGUGUCGGGCCGUUACCGCGGCUCGGUGCACUUCGGGCUGGUGCGACUCAUCCACGGCGAGGACUCGGACUCGGAGGGCGAGGAGGAGGGCCGCGGGAGCUCGGGCUGCUCCGAGGCGGGGGGCGCGGGCCACGAGGAGGGCCGGGCCAGCCCGCUGCGCCGCGGCUACGUGCGCGUCCAGUGGUACCCGGAGGGCGUCAAGCAGCACGUGAAGGAGACCAAGUUGAAACUAGAGGACCGCUCCGUGGUGCCCCGGGAUGUGGUCCGGCACAUGCGCUCCACUGACAGCCAGUGUGGCACGGUGAUCGACGUGAACAUCGACUGCGCCGUGAAGCUCAUUGGCACCAACUGCAUCGUCUACCCCGUCAACAGCAAGGACCUGCAGCACAUCUGGCCCUUCAUGUAUGGGGACUACAUUGCCUAUGACUGCUGGCUGGGGAAGGUCUACGACUUGAAGAACCAGAUCAUCCUCAAGCUGUCCAAUGGUGCCAGGUGCUCCAUGAACACAGAGGAUGGUGCCAAGCUCUACGAUGUCUGCCCGCACGUCAGCGACUCUGGUCUCUUCUUUGAUGAUUCCUACGGCUUCUACCCAGGCCAGGUGCUCAUUGGCCCUGCCAAGAUCUUCUCCAGUGUCCAGUGGCUGUCAGGGGUCAAGCCCGUGCUCAGCACCAAGAGCAAGUUCCGCGUGUUGGUCGAAGAGGUGCAGGUUGUGGAGCUGAAGGUCACGUGGAUUACCAAGAGCUUCUGUCCAGGGGGCACGGACAGCGUCAGCCCCCCGCCCUCUGUCAUCACCCAGGAAAACCUAGGCAGGGUGAAGCGUCUCGGAUGCUUUGACCAUGCUCAGCGGCAGCUCGGGGAGCGCUGUCUGUAUGUCUUCCCAGCCAAGGUAGAGCCGGCCAAGAUUGCCUGUGAAUGUCCAGAAAAACACUGCGCCCAGGGGGAGGGCUCUAUGGCCAAGAAGGUGAAGCGCCUCCUCAAGAAGCAGGUCGUGAGGAUCAUGUCCUGCUCCCCGGACUCCCAGUGCUCCAGGGACCAUUCCAUGGAGGACACAGGCAAGAAGGGGGCGGCCAAAGCCAAGAGUGAAGCGGGGUCCGCCAGCCCCGAGGAGACGCCUGAUGGGUCUGCCAGCCCAGUGGAGAUGCAGGACGAGGGCCCCGAGGAGGCCCACGAGGUGGGCGAGCAGCUGCCCCCCUUCCUGCUGAAGGAGGGCGGGGAUGACAGGCUGCACUCGGCCGAGCAGGACGCCGAUGACGAGGCCGCCGACGACACGGACGACACCAGCUCAGUGACCUCCUCCGCCAGCUCCACCACCUCCUCCCAGAGCGGCAGCGGCACAGGUCGCAAGAAGAGCAUCCCCUUGUCCAUCAAGAACUUAAAGCGGAAACACAAGAGGAAGAAGAAUAAGAUCACUCGUGACUUCAAGCCGGGGGACAGGGUGGCGGUGGAGGUGGUGACCACGAUGACCUCAGCAGACGUGAUGUGGCAGGACGGCUCCGUGGAGUGCAACGUCCGCUCCAACGACCUCUUCCCUGUGCACCACCUGGACAACAACGAGUUCUGCCCCGGAGACUUCGUGGUGGACAAGCGAGUCCAGAGCUGUCCGGACCCCGCUGUCUACGGCGUGGUGCAGUCUGGGGACCACGUGGGCCGCACCUGCGUGGUGAAGUGGUUCAAGCUGCGGCCGAGUGGGGACGACGUGGAGCUGAUCGGAGAGGAGGAAGAUGUGAGCGUCUACGACAUUGCCGAUCACCCUGACUUUCGGUUCCGCACGACCGAUAUCGUUAUCCGAAUUGGCAACACUGAGGAUGGAGGGCCUCACAGGGAGGAUGAGCCAUCAGUCGGCCAGGUGGCCCGCGUGGACGUCAGCAGCAAGGUGGAGGUUGUGUGGGCUGAUAACUCGAAGACCAUCGUCCUGCCCCAGCACCUGUACAACAUCGAGUCUGAGAUCGAGGAGUCAGACUAUGACUCGGUAGAAGGCAGCACCAGUGGGGCGUCCUCGGAUGAGUGGGAGGAUGACAGUGACAGCUGGGAGACGGACAAUGGGCUGGUGGAGGACGAGCACCCCAAGAUAGAGGAGCCCCCCAUCCCGGCCGCCGAGCCGCCAGCGGCCCCCGAGGAGGACAAGGGAGUGCUGAUCAGCGAGGAGGCCGCCACGGCCGCCAUCCAGGGAGCCGUGGCCAUGGCCAGCCCUGUGGCUGGGCUGAUGGAGAAGGCUGGCAAGGAUGGGCCCCCGAAGAGCUUCCGGGAGUUGAAAGAGGCCAUCAAGAUCCUGGAGAGCCUCAAGAACAUGACCGUGGAGCAGCUUCUGACGGGCUCGCCCACCUCCCCCACGGCGGAGCCGGAGAAGCCGACUCGGGAGAAGAAGUUUCUGGACGACAUCAAGAAGCUGCAGGAGAACCUCAAGAAGACCCUGGACAACGUGGCCAUCGUAGAGGAGGAGAAGAUGGAGGCGGUGCCAGACACGGAGCGCAAGGAGGACAAGCCCGAGGGGCAGUCGCCGGUGAAGGCCGAGUGGCCCAGCGAGACCCCGGUGCUCUGCCAGCAGUGCGGCGGCAAGCCCGGGGUCACCUUCACCAGCGCCAAGGGCGAGGUCUUCUCGGUGCUGGAGUUCGCGCCCUCAAAUCACUCUUUUAAGAAAAUUGAGUUCCAGCCUCCAGAAGCCAAGAAGUUCUUCAGCACGGUGCGGAAGGAGAUGGCCCUGCUGGCCACCUCGCUGCCCGACGGCAUCAUGGUCAAGACCUUCGAGGAUAGAAUGGACCUCUUCUCGGCCCUAAUCAGGGGCCCCACUCGCACCCCCUACGAGGACGGCCUCUACCUGUUUGACAUCCAGCUCCCCAACAUCUACCCAGCCGUGCCCCCCCACUUCUGCUACCUCUCCCAGUGCAGUGGCCGUCUGAACCCCAACCUGUAUGACAAUGGGAAGGUGUGCGUCAGCCUCCUGGGCACCUGGAUUGGAAAGGGGACAGAGAGGUGGACGAGCAAAUCCAGCCUUCUCCAGGUGCUCAUCUCCAUCCAAGGUCUAAUCCUGGUGAAUGAACCGUACUACAACGAAGCCGGCUUUGACAGCGACCGCGGCCUGCAGGAGGGCUAUGAGAACAGUCGCUGCUACAACGAGAUGGCGCUCAUCCGCGUGGUGCAGUCCAUGACCCAGCUGGUGCGGCGGCCGCCCGAGGUCUUCGAGCAGGAGAUCCGGCAGCACUUCAGUACUGGCGGCUGGCGGCUGGUGAACCGCAUUGAGUCCUGGCUGGAAACCCACACCCUGCUGGAGGGGGCCCAAGCGCUGCCCAACGGGCUUCCCAAGGACAGUAGCUCGCCAGAGCCGCCAGCUGUGGCCGAGCUCUCAGACUACGGCCGAGAAGAACCUGAGGACGGAGGGCUGGCCCCUGGAGAGGCCUCCCAGGGCUCAGACUCGGAGGGUGGCGCGCAGGGCCCGGCCUCAGCCAGCAGGGACCGCACAGACCAGACUUCGGAGGCAGCGCCUGACGCCUCAGGGCCACCCAGUGUCAAACCAAAGAAGCGGAGAAAGAGCUACCGGAGCUUCUUACCUGAGAAGAGUGGCUACCCUGACAUCGGCUUCCCCCUCUUCCCGCUUUCUAAGGGUUUCAUCAAGAGCAUCCGGGGGGUCCUGACGCAGUUCCGGGCCGCUCUGAUGGAGGCGGGCAUGCGCGAGAGCGUGGAGGACAAGUAGUCAGCCAGCCCUGGAGGAAGGAGCGUCGCCGCGCGGAGAGGCCAGCUGCUGCCUGCUCACUCCCUCCCCUGGAACCUCCCCUCUUCCCUUUCCUCCUCUGUCCCCAGUGCAAGCCCCGCCCAUUGCCCUCUUCUUCCCAAGGUGAGUUUGAUGCUGAAGUGCAGGAAGUUUCUUGAGAUGCUGCCAUUUCUAUUCCCAAGCAAUCUUCCAGCAAGUGGGUCCCCGUGGCAAGGAAAAUCUGAGCCCUGUUGCUGAUUUUCCACUUGUCACCCUAGGCAGGGUGUCCCAGCACUUCCUCCCUCGCCAUCUCCACCUCAGGUCGGAGGUGGGCCUUUCGUGGGGGCUGACGCGGGAGAACUCGGGGCCCAGGUGUGUGCGGACCCGCGGGACCGGACCCGUGGGACGAGUGGACGUGCCUUGCAUGAAGUGUGGGUUGCUCCAGCGGUUCCCCGGUCCCCUUUGUCCUCUUCAGUUCCACUGUAGCUUCAUAGUGUCCCAGGCCCUCCUGCUGCCGCCACCAACCGCCUCCUCCCUCAUCUCCCAGCACCAACACUCUCCCUUGGGAGUUGCAGCUGCCGUCACAGACUCCUGGCUCUGCUCUGGCCCAUUUACACAGGAGAGCCUUCGGGCCUGUUGAACUCGCUCUCUAAGAGAGGUUGGGACCAGGCUGGGUUCAGGGUGACCCCCAGGAGAGGUGGUGGCCCUCACACGCUGACAUGGAGUCAGGACCAGGGAGCUGCAGGGAAAGAAACGGCUGUAGGUGCCUUGCUCUUGCUGUCCCAUGGGGCUGGGGGAUGGCAGCUCUGGCUUCAGGGCCUUGCCCAUCUGCUCCCCCCGCUCAGCCCCAUCCCAGGGCCCCAGGAGGCAGCAGCACAGACAAGGCUAGGGCAAGUGCGAGGGCCUCCCCUGUAGACUGUGCCCCUCCCACUAUCAAAUGCUAACGCUGGGAGGCGGCAUGUAGCUCCCUGAACACAGCGAGCCAGCCCUCUCUCCCGGAGGAUGAGAGCGAGGCCUGUCAGCCCUUCACUUACAAGCUGCAGGCUCAAUGCGGGAGAGAGGCGGCCGGCAGGCUUCUCCCUCGCAGAGACGGGCCCAGAGGUUUACAAGUUUUCUAAGCGUUUGAUAAUGUGAAGCUCCAGUUGAAUAGGAAGCUGUUGAGCACAUUGCAGCUAUGUAAUUUUGGUGUAUGUAUGUAAUAUUUAAGAUUGAAAGAAAAUAAAUCUCAAAAGCAAAGAUAUUAACUCUUACUAGAAAAGAAAAGACAAAAUAAGAAGCCAAAGCAUGAUGCGUCUUGUCCGCCUUACGCUGGCUCCGCACCUGACACCUGAGCUGCCGCAGCCGCGCAGCAGCGUGGGGAAGGGCGGGGCCGGAGUCGGUGUCUUGUUUGAGGAUCACCCGGAGUGACUGCUGGGGCUGUGCUUCCCGGUGCGUUGUUCAUGUGGAGAUGUGAAUGCCUCCUGCUUAAGAUACCUGUAUAAAGUGCUGUGUGAUUAAACUUUUUUUUUACUUGCAUUUUUUUUUUUGUUUGGCUCAUUACAAUGUACAAAAAAGACAAGGUGGCACCAUUAAAUCUGCCUCUGCCAUC
Messenger RNA from Balaenoptera musculus (blue whale), 5564 nucleotides. It is a transcript of the gene UBE2O, whose product is annotated as ubiquitin conjugating enzyme E2 O. NCBI's taxonomy places the organism in Eukaryota, Metazoa, Chordata, Mammalia, Artiodactyla, Balaenopteridae. The transcript is spliced from 18 exons. The record is from RefSeq and is a predicted model, not a curated record. Bases 92 to 3979 code for a protein of 1295 amino acids.